This is a messenger RNA of Fomitiporia mediterranea MF3/22, 243 nucleotides long. RefSeq lists its product as uncharacterized. Gene Ontology annotation, cellular component: mitochondrion. NCBI's taxonomy places the organism in Eukaryota, Fungi, Basidiomycota, Agaricomycetes, Hymenochaetales, Hymenochaetaceae. The coding region runs from base 1 to 243 and encodes 80 amino acids. The transcript has 4 exons. The record is from RefSeq and is a predicted model, not a curated record.
AUGGCGAGCGCGACUACGGCGUCGCAAUCGGAACUCAAGGCGAACAAAGUGCCUCUUGGCUGGCGAGACCAGUGUUCAUCGCUGCUCAUCCCGCUUAACGUAUGUCGACGGAAUAACUCGUACGUACCGUGGAAGUGUGAGAAUGAGAGACAUUCGUAUGAGGCGUGCCAGUAUCAAGACUACAUGCGUCGUAUGAAGGUGCUUUCGAAGCAGAAGCUUGCAGCUGCGGAGGAAGCAGAGUAA